Molecule: messenger RNA, 1629 nt
Organism: Colletotrichum higginsianum IMI 349063
Lineage: Eukaryota; Fungi; Ascomycota; Sordariomycetes; Glomerellales; Glomerellaceae
Exons: 1
Coding region: 1-1629 (542 amino acids)
Molecular function (GO): thiosulfate-cyanide sulfurtransferase activity
Source: RefSeq, a predicted model, not a curated record
AUGGCCAAGUCAACCACCACCACCCCCCUCGAGCUGCGCCAGCACUGGCUGCACCGCCGCGAGGUGGCUCUGCUCGAUGUCCGCGAAGAGGGCCCCUACGCCGAGUCCCAUCCCUUCUUCGCCCUGAGCGUCCCCGUCUCCGAGCUCGAGGCGAGACUGCCCGCCCUUGUCCCGCGCCUGGCCGCGCCCAUCGUCGUCUACGACAACGGCGAGGGCUACGUCGACCGCGCCUCGGCACGCAUCGCCGCCUUGGGCUACCGGGACGUUUCCGUCCUCGACGGCGGUCUGGCGGCCUACGCCCGCGUCGGCGAGGUCUUCCGCGACGUCAACGUGCCCUCCAAAGCCUUUGGCGAGCUGGUCGCCGCCAUCCGCCGCACGCCGUCGCUGCCCGCCCCGGAGGUCAAGAGGGUGCUGGAGAAGAGGGGCGGGCGCCACGACGACGACGACGAUGUCGUCGUCCUGGACGCGAGGAGGUACGAGGAGUACCACACCAUGACCAUCCCGGGCUCCCGGAGCUGCCCCGGCGGAGAGCUGCUGUACCGCCUGUUCGAUGCCGCGCCGGACCCGGCCACCACCGUCAUCGUCCACUGCGCGGGGCGCACGCGCAGCAUCGUCGGCGCCCAGUCCCUCGUCAACGCCGGCGUCCCGAACAAAGUCGUCGCUCUGGAGAACGGAACCAUCGGCUGGACCCUCGCCGGCUUCGACCUGGACACCGGCAAGAAUGCGCGCGUCGGCCCGCCGUCGACGGCCGGGGUGCAACGGGCUCGAGAGCACGCCCGGGCGUGGGCGCGGCACGUCGGCGUCUCCGUCAUCGACGCUGACCAGCUCGCGCUGUUCGCGGCCUCAGCCGAGGACAGGACCCUCUACCUGCUCGACAUCCGUGACCCGGAAGAAUACGCCCGAGGCCAUCCCGAUGGGUUCGCCUCCGCCCCCGGCGGUCAGCUCGUCCAGGCCACGGAUGAAUGGGUCGGAGUGCGGGGUGCGCGCAUCGUCCUGUACGAUACCGACGGCGUCAGAGGCCUCAUGACGGCCAGCUGGCUCCUCCAGCUCGGUUGGGAUGUCCACGUCUUGCAGGAGGAUGCCACGCCGCCCGGCGGCCUGCACCAGGCCCGGCAGUCGCCCUCAUGGCUUCCACGGAACUCGACAAGUGGCAUCACGGUCGAGGAACUAGAGAGUCGCCUCGGCGACGCGGCCGUGGUGGACCUCGCCCGCAGUCCGGCAUACCGCAAGGGUCACAUUCCCGGCGCGUGGUUUGCUUCCGGCCCCGAGCUGGCCCGGGACCUCGGCCGCGUGCCGGGCACCGGGCCCAUCGUGCUCACGUCGCCGGACGGUGUUGUUUCCUCUGCCAACGUCGAGCAUGCGAGCCAAGCCAUCGCCGGCUCCUCCUCCGUCCGGCAAGUCCUCCACCUCAUCGGGGGCACUGCAGCUUGGAAAGCGGCGGGCCAUGCUCUCGACACGGAGCCGAAGUGGUUGUCAGAGCCCAUUGACGUGUACAAACGUCCGUACGAGGGGACGGGAAAUGCCGAGAAGGACAUGCAGGGCUACAUUGACUGGGAACACGGACUUGUGGCCCAGGUUGCCAAUGAUGACAUCGCGAAUUUCCACGUCGUGCGUGAGCAGACAGCAUAG